GACGUUCAAGUGGUUGAACGCAUCCACAGAGAAAAUCGUCUGUUAUCUCUGUUAUCGUACUACUGCUUGUUUCGCUGUUUUCACUUUUCGAUGAAUCCAGUGUUAUUUUGUCGAGUGUAAUUUUAAAAGAACAAAUCACUUGUUGGUUCCGCCAUUUUGUAAUCGCACCAAGUCGGAUAUGAAGAUGACGUGAACGCAACCAGCGUCACCGCGUUCACUUCAAAUCGAACACGUUUUAGCGUUAUUAGCGUUAUUAACGCUAUUAACGCUGUCAGCGUCCAUGCGUCCAAGUAUAGAAUGUACCCUGCGUCGUAGUUGGAAAGCUCAAAGCUCCCUUGUUUUCCUAAAAAAUUGUUAUCAUCCGCGCAUCAAGCCUCCAGUUUCGUUUCGUGGUCGUAAAAUAAAUUAAAACUAUAAGGACCUCUUUUCUUAUUGAUGCUCACUCUUUAUACCUACCAAAAGAGCCCACGUAAUAUUUUCGUAAUAAAAGUAUAUCAGUAGUGAGGAACAAAUAGACGUACGGUUCCAAGAGUGAUUAAAGUUAUUAUCGAGAAACAAUGCCAAAACGCGAAAUUUGUAGGUUAUAAACGUUGUUCCGGAUGGCAUUAACGUCCAUGGUGUCAACUCCAUCGAAACUGACCACGAGUCAGUUCAAAUGUCUCGUCAAGUGUGCAAAUCGAAACAAGUACCGCGAAUUUUUCAACAUCGCAACCAGCCGUUUCGGAACGUCGUGAAAAACGUCGUAUGGACAUCCUCUGAGGUUUCAUGCGUCGAGGGUGGUAUCGUAAAUCCACAGAUUCCAACAUAUUGCAAUUUCAGCCAAAAUACAACUGACAGUUCUAAUAACCAUUUGAAUAUUCAGAAAAAAAAAGAUGAUCGCAAACUUCAAAAUAAUGUGGACGAUACAACAAAGAUUUCGGACACUACGGUUCUCUCUGAAGAUGCCAAAGGAGAAAGACCGCUAUUAGAAAAAAAUACUUCCAGCACGGUUGAUGAUAUUGAAAAAUGGCUGAAAACGCGAACAGAGUCAGUUUCCAGCAUAGAACUAGAUGCAAUGAAAUCCGUUGUCGAAGCAGAGACCGAAGAGGAUCGAAGUACCGGCGUAGAUGGUUAUCUUGCUGAUGAUUUACCUCAUGCUUUCCUUGGCAAGGCUCCUGAUGGUUUGUCCAUUGACAUUGAUCUUUCUGACAAAAAAUUGAAUCUCGACUAUGAUCCGUUGCUCAGAGAACUUCAGAGCCACAAACUGUUGGAAGUUUGUGAGAAAAAUGAUGAUUUCAUAAUGCCAGAAUUCAGGCUCGAUCAUCUUGAUCCUCUAGUUCUUUCGCCUCAUGAUAUGAUGGUUGCUGGUGAAAUUUUGCCCUCCGCUAGUCAUCAAUCUGGUUCACCUGUCUCUACACACCUAGAGAAUAAUCUUAAGACUAGUGAUGCAAGAACGAACAAUGAAAAUUCCGAGUACUCGGAAACGGAAGAACUUGUUGACAAACCUAUACAGGUAGAUUACAAUCUGUCUGAAGAUCUCGAAGAAUUAGGUGAAGCAGAAAACAAUGAUAACUCGAUGAGCCAUCAAGAAAUAGUAUCUCCAAAUGGACAAAUAUUGCAGCCGAAAGCCGUUCAAAUCUUUGAUGAGACUCAAAGCUUCGAUAAUAUAGAAAAAGGAAAAGCGAAAUCAGAAUCAAGAGUGAUGAAACAAAAGAGAAAAAUAAGACCGAAACCAGUGGAAAAUCAAAUUACUUUCUUAGGAGAACCAUGCCAUAUCGAUGGAAAAGAUAGUGUUAUGGCUGUGGUUGCUAUAUCUACCGAUAAAAUUUCAAACAUGACACAAAUUGUGAUAAAUACUGGUAUGGAUGAACAGAUUUACCAAGGAAAAACAUCCGAACUUAUCGAAGCAACUGGCAAUUUUCCUAGAAUUUCAAAACUGGAUAUGGAAAACAGCGAAUUGACAAUAAGAGACAGACCUCAUGAAAGAAUGGUUUCUAAAGCACUCGAGGAACUUGGAAUUACCGACGAAUCUUUGGAACCAGCUUUGAUUCAUGAAAGUGGCAGAACUUGGCUGUGUCCUUGGGACGAAUGCAAUCGAGAAUUCUGCAAAUUGCAUGCUCUUAAAACUCACUUACUUGCCCAUUUUGGUGUACGACCUUUCAAGUGCGACUACGAAGGUUGUACAUGGGCUUUCCAUUCGGAAUUCAAGUUGAAGCGUCAUAAAGAAACGCAUUUGAAACGUAAGAACUUUGUGUGCGAUGUGCCCGGUUGCAAUCGUCGUUUUACAACAAUCUACAAUCUUUGGAGUCAUGAAAAACUGCACACACGACCAAAUCGAAUAGUAUGUCAGGUACCAGAUUGUCAAGAAAAAUUUCAGACGAAACGCGCGCUGGAAUUGCACAUGAAAAAUCACGAUCAGAGUCACGCUCCGUACAUGUGCAACCAUGAGGGUUGUGGCAAGCGUUAUUAUACGAGCAACGCAUUAACGUCGCAUCAAAGAUGUCACAAUUACAAAGAGAUUGACGUUAGAUGUUCGUGGCCGGGUUGUGGAAAGUUGUUCGACAAACCUUGUCGUUUAAAGGCACACGUGAGGUCGCAUACUGGAAGUAAGCCUUACACCUGUACUUAUCAGGAUUGCCCAUGGGCAUUUCCCUCUUCGAGUAAGCUCAAAAGACAUCAGAAAAAGCACACGAACGAGAGAAAAUUCGUAUGUAACAUCGAAGGUUGUGGCAAAGCAUUUAUGCGCUCGGAACAUCUUAAAGAGCAUUUAUUGACUCACGCCGGAGGUGGAUAUUUUCAAUGUUACAUGUGCGAUGCACAUUUCUCAGCGAAAAGCAGUUUAUACGUACAUAUAAAGAAGCAUCAGAUAAAAGAAGCUGUAAAUACGAUCACCGAAAACGUCCCAAAAGAUUCUAAGCAACGAGUCAAUGAUGCUGAAGAGCCGGGAGAAAAUUGCAGCAUGCAAACCGUCGUUGUCAAUGACGUGACUGAUCCUGCCAUCGACGGAAAAGAGCUCGAAAAUACAAAUUAUUUACAAACAGAGAGCAUUGACGUGUCUGAGAGAUCGGUAAAAAAAGAACACAAGGAUUUUUCGUAUAGUUGUGGCAUGGAGGGAUGUGGAAAAUCAUUCAAAACAUUAUCGAACCUUGCGAAUCACAUGAUAGCGAACCACGAAAGCUCGAUUAUCGAAGAUUACGAGUCACCGAUCGGAGUCGUCGCUCCUUCCGAGACUUCCGAUCUUGAUUAUAUUCUUUACGCGACUCCCGGUGCUAAUUCAAAAGGUCUGUGUCGAACUAUGUUGCUCGAAUCUUGUGAUGCCAUUAUUAUGAACGAAUCACCGAAAAACGUAGAGUGUUUACCGGAACCCGAACCACCGCCUCUUCAUUCUGCGUCCUCUUCUCUCCCACCUUCUCCUCCCGCUGCGUCUUCCGUCGAGGAAAAUUCAAGACUAUCCGAAAGUUCCUAUCGCGUCACUGGAGAAAAACAAAAGUUAGAUCAACAAAUACGCGUUAGGAAAACUUGCCAAGGCUCCGCAAGAACUGGACUAACCUGCGAAGAUGUUUGGAAAUUGAAGGGUAAAACGAACGUCACGGAAACGACGAAUGUCGGGGCUACUGAUGUCGUUCUCGGCGAAGCCAAUCUCAACGAAGCUCUGUUGCUCACAGAAGAAUUACCCUCAAUGUUUUAUCAAGACGACAUUGUAGGAACCGAGUGCCAAAUUUUGUUACUCGACGGUGGAAAUUCGGAAAAUGCUAUUGAUUUACGUGGCCUCGAGUAAAAUGGAUUUAUCAAGAGACUCGAUGACUCUCAUUGAAGCUUCUAUUGUUGAAAUUCAACAAAAAUUCCACCCUCAUUGAUCGAUAUAACAAACAACAAGAUUGCAAAGUUUUUCACGCUGAUUUUGGCUGUGGAUUCUCCCGAAUAAAGGAGACUCUAAAAUAAGUAUGACUAAAUUUCAGACACUGAAUCCGCAGAGAUACUGUGAUGAAUUUUUUUUU
Venturia canescens is the source of this 3977-nucleotide messenger RNA. RefSeq lists its product as uncharacterized. The record is from RefSeq and is a predicted model, not a curated record. The transcript has 2 exons. Lineage: Eukaryota; Metazoa; Arthropoda; Insecta; Hymenoptera; Ichneumonidae. Bases 656 to 3757 code for a protein of 1033 amino acids. Gene Ontology annotation, molecular function: DNA-binding transcription factor activity, RNA polymerase II-specific; RNA polymerase II cis-regulatory region sequence-specific DNA binding. Gene Ontology annotation, biological process: regulation of transcription by RNA polymerase II.